Molecule: messenger RNA, 1627 nt
Organism: Acanthochromis polyacanthus (spiny chromis)
Lineage: Eukaryota; Metazoa; Chordata; Actinopteri; Pomacentridae
Exons: 12
Coding region: 126-1337 (403 amino acids)
Cellular component (GO): precatalytic spliceosome
Molecular function (GO): single-stranded RNA binding; double-stranded RNA binding
Source: RefSeq, a predicted model, not a curated record
GCGAAAUCGUUAUACUACUAUCCGCUCCAUGAAGCUACUUUCGGUUGCAAGCUAGUUCACUCUCGCGACUGUGUACUUUGGGAAACUCGCAGUUUACGCUUGAAUAUACCGGAGAAACUGAGGAAAUGGAGGGUCAGGCUUCAGUGAACCAGCCUCCGCCAAAAAGUGGGCCACCAUUUCAAAAGAGAAACCUAAAGAGAAAGCUGCCGCAGAAUUCUGCCGAUAUAGUAUACACAAAGGGGACUUCUAUCUACACCUUACCGUCUCUCAGCAAACAGUUGAAGGGGAUCACAGAGUGCGUCAUUGGCCUCCAGUAUGUGUGGGAGUACCGCAGCCCCAGUAAAUCCGUCCCGCCGCACUACCAGUGCAAACUCUGCUCCAUGUCACGCCUGCAGCACGACAUGCUCGACCACGUGAAAGGCUGGAAACACGGCUUCAGAUACAUGAAAAAGGCUCACCCUGACAAAGUGACCUGUGAGGAGGACGAAGCAGUCAAAGACCCCGCUAUCAGAAAGGCGGUUAAGGAAGCUGCUCUUGAAGUGCAGAACACAGAGGGGAGGGGACAAAUUAAGGUGAUCCUGAAGGAGCCUUUUGAAGUACCUGCUUUUAAAGGAUUCCGUUCUGCUGUUCCUAAAGUUGCGCCCCCACCAGCUCCAGGGGUGGGACCAAUGGGACCACCCUUUGGUCCCAGGUUCCCCAACUCGAGGUUUUCAGGUGAGUUUCCUCCUCACCGUGGUCCUCCUCCUGACUACUCGGCAGGUGAAUACGGAGAACCCGGCUUCGGAGGCUACUCCAACAGACAAGAGUUCCCUGACUCCAGUAGGGAAGCGAGGCCUUUCUCAGACAGUAUGGGCCGCCGGCCAAUGGGAGGCGGGAAUGGUUUUGGCCCAGGUGACGGCAGAGACGGGUUUGGAAGGAGUGGACUGAUGGAUGAGAGCCCAAGCAAAAUGUAUCCUGAACCUUUCCGGGGCAACCAGAUGCGGGGAGGUUUACUGGACAGACCGAUGGACAAACCAGUGACCAGGCCGGGAUUAAUGGGAACAGCUCCGGAAUCCAGCACCCUUCCUAAUACUCUGCUCACAUACCUGGAUUCUUUCCGGAUAGAAAACGAGAGCGAUGCACAGCUGGUCCUGAAAGUGACCCAGAAACUAACAGAUGUGCUGAUGGACUACAGACUGAGGAGCGUGUCCACGGGUUCAAGUCUGAACAGCAUGUCAAUGAGCUCCACAAGUUUCUCCUCCACGCCCUCCAGAUUGUCCACCAGUAACGACCGAUAUUUAGGCAGUCUCUCAGGUCCAUCCAAAUACUCCGAUGGUCCAUCCAGAUAUUACAAAUGACGAAAUGGUGACACCUCGAUCUUCUCCCCUCUUUCUUUCCAUCAGUCAUGACUGUCCAGCAGUUAGAAAAUUUAGGUUUUGUGAUAUUUUUAUGCACCUGUGUUACUUCUCCUGUCACCACCAGGUAGUUUUGUGUUUUGUUUCUUUACACAUUUCUUUAGAAGAUGGGGAUGUUUCUAACCUGGAAAGUUUUACACAAAAUGCAUGUUUUCAACAACUUAAACUGAUGAUUUUAGUGUAUGGCUGUUGUUACAUUUCCCAAAUUCAAUAAAGGCCAUGGGGAAUACCGA